Molecule: messenger RNA, 970 nt
Organism: Eurypyga helias (sunbittern)
Lineage: Eukaryota; Metazoa; Chordata; Aves; Eurypygiformes; Eurypygidae
Gene: PLEK
Product: pleckstrin
Exons: 7
Biological process (GO): intracellular signal transduction; actin cytoskeleton organization
Cellular component (GO): plasma membrane
Source: RefSeq, a predicted model, not a curated record
UUUGUUUUCAAGCUCACUGCAGCCAAGCAGCAGGACCACUUUUUUCAAGCUGCUUACCUGGAGGAGAGAGAUGCCUGGGUGCGGGAUAUCAAGAAAGCAAUUCAUUGCAUAGAUGGAGGCCAAAGGUUUGCUAGAAAAUCCACAAGGAAGUCCAUCAGACUGCCAGAAACAAUCAACCUGAGUGCUUUGUACCUCUCAAUGAAAGAUCCUGAAAAGGGAAUAAAGGAGUUGAAGCUGGAAAAAGAUAAAAAAGUGUUCAAUCACUGCUUUACAGGAACCUCUGUAAUUGAUUGGCUGGUGUCUAGCAACUCCAUCCGAAAUCGCAGAGAAGGUCUCAUGCUUGCCUCUUCCCUCUUGAGUGAAGGGUACCUACAGCCUGCAGGGGAUACAUCCAAGGCUGCUGCUGAGGGACUGUCAGACACCCCCUUCUUAGAUCUCAGCGAUGCCUACUACUACUUUCCAGACAGUGGGUUUUUCUGCGAGGGAAAUUCUAGCGAUGAUGAUGUGGUCCUGAAAGAAGAAUUCAGAGGCAUGGUAGUCAAACAAGGAUGUUUGCUGAAACAGGGACAUCGGAGGAAGAACUGGAAAGUGCGAAAGUUUGUCUUAAGAGAGGACCCUGCAUAUCUUCACUACUAUGAUCCUGCGGGAGGAGAAGAACCACUGGGAGCAAUUCACUUGAGAGGCUGUGUGGUGACAGCAGUGGAAGAUAUGCCAGACUCCAAGAAGUAUGAUGCUGACAACAUCCUCUUCGAAAUCAUCACAGCAAACGAAAUCCACUAUUACUUGCAAGCAGCCUCAUCCGCAGAGCGUACAGAGUGGAUCAGAGCAAUUCAGGCAGUUGCUAGGACUGGAAAAUGAAGAUGAUCUGCCAGCAAGCAGACUGACAGCUGAAGUUAGUUACAUAAAACAGGAAUUUUAGCGCUUCACUGAGAGAAAGCAGUAUCAUCCAGAAAGGCAUCCUAAGGGUUUG